Messenger RNA from Gopherus flavomarginatus (Mexican gopher tortoise), 1646 nucleotides. It is a transcript of the gene AP4M1, whose product is annotated as adaptor related protein complex 4 subunit mu 1. Gene Ontology annotation, cellular component: cytoplasmic vesicle; clathrin adaptor complex; trans-Golgi network. The coding region runs from base 120 to 1643 and encodes 507 amino acids. Gene Ontology annotation, biological process: protein targeting; Golgi to lysosome transport. Lineage: Eukaryota; Metazoa; Chordata; Testudines; Testudinidae. The transcript has 16 exons. The record is from RefSeq and is a predicted model, not a curated record.
UAGGGUCCGUCCCGGCCGUUCGCGGCCCGUUGGCUACGGGUCCCCGCUAGGAUCCGUCCCAGCCGCUGCCACCCAACACCGCUCCCGACUCUCGCUGCUGCCGCGGCCGCCGCAACCAAAUGUGGCGCGAAACUAGAGACUCCCGCCUACCACGUGCCCGCUCCGGGCCAAUCAGUGCCCGGCACGUGACCCCCCCCCCUCCCGGGCCGCCAAUCGCAGCUCGGACAGAGCCUCGGACGGAGGCCCCGCCCACGCGUCCCCGUCACGUGACAGAGCAGCGGCCCGCGCCGGACCCAGGCCCAGUGAUGCUGUCGCAGAUUUUCAUUCUCUCCUCCAAGGGAGACAGACUCGUCCACAAGGACUUCCGCAGCGAGGCCGGCGGGGGCAGCACCGAUCUGGUGGACACUUUCUAUAGGAAGAUCACGGCCCUGCCCAGGGACCAGGCGCCCGUGUUCAUGGCGCACGAGGGGCUGCACUUCGUCCACGUGCGACACGCUGGCCUCUACUUCGUGGCCACGACGGGGCACGAUGUCUCCCCUUUCACCAUCAUCGAGUUCCUCAACCGGCUGGUGACGCUGAUCUGCGAUUACUGCGGCUCCCUCAGCGAGAAAACCGUCAGCCUCAACUUCGCCCUCAUCUACGAGCUGCUGGACGAGAUGCUGGACUACGGCUACGUGCAGACCACGGCGCCGGAUGUGCUGCGCAACUUCAUCCAGAUGGAGCCCGUGCUCAGCAAAGCCUUCAGCCUGCUGGACCUGGGCAGCGUCGGCCUGUUUGGAGCAGAGACGCAGCAAAGCAAAGUGGCUCCGAGCUCGGCCGCCAGCCGCCCUGUGCUACCCCCUUGUGGGGACCAGGGCGCCCGGAAUGAGGUGUUUCUGGACGUGGUGGAGAGGCUGACGGUCGUCAUCACGGCCAACGGCACCCCCAUGAAGGCCGACAUCCAGGGAGAAAUCCGCCUGAAGAGCUACCUGCCCAGCUGCUCCGAGCUGCGCAUCGGGCUGACGGAGGAGUUCUGCGUGGGGAAGUCGGAGCUGCGAGGCUACGGCACCGCCGUCCGCGCCGACCAGUGCGCCUUCCACAGCUCCGUCAAGCUGGACGAGUUCGAGAGCAGCCGCAUCCUCAAGGUCACCCCCAGCCCGGGGGAGCUCCUGGUGAUGCAGUACCAGCUGUCAGACGACAUCCCCUUGGCCCUGCCCUUCCACCUCUUCCCCACACUGGAGCGGGAUCCCACGGGCCGGCUCCGCAUUUACCUCAAGCUCCGCUGUGAUCUGGCUCCCAAAAGCCAGGCCCUGAACGUGCAAGUCCAGCUGCCGGUGCCGAAGGGGGUCGUCAGCCUCUCCCAGGAGCUGAGCAGCCCCGAGCAGACGGCCGAGCUGCAGCCCAGCCUCAAGGCCAUUCGCUGGGUGAUCCCGCGCGUCCAGGGGGGCUCCCAGCUCUCCGCCCUCUUCAAGCUGGAGAUCCCAGGGCUGAGCAGCUCCUCGCUGCUGGAAGUGGGGCCUGUGAACAUGUCCUUCGAGCUGCCCAUGCACACCUGCUCCGGCCUGCAGAUCCGCUUCCUGCGCUUCACGGCCCCGCAGCCUGGGCUGCCCCACUGCUGGGUGCGCUACGUAUCACACAGCGACUCCUACGUCAUCCGCCUCUGAGCC